AUGACAAUAAGAUAUUAUCGUUUUAUGCACUUAAUAGCUUCUUGUCCAAAUAAUAUUCUACUUAUUUCUACAUUUGAUAUGGAAAUUAUUUGGCAAACACAUCUUAUAGAACCAAAAAUGUACCUAGAUGAUUGCAUGAGAAUGGAACAAGCAUUUAUUGAUAGUUGUCGACUAUACGAAGAACGAUUUGGAGAACAAUAUGGUCCAUUACCAAAACCUGAAUACAAGAUGAAAAGCAUAGCGAAUGAAUAUAUUCUAGAAUUUUAUAUAUACAGAUGUCUCUUUCCAAUCUAUUUAUAUUGGGAUAAAACACAUUUUACAUUUUCAUUUACCGAAGCUGAUAUUAUUCUUGAUGGAAAUCAGCUCGGUUUAUGGAAAAAAUAUGAGUAA
Rotaria sp. Silwood2 is the source of this 390-nucleotide messenger RNA. Lineage: Eukaryota; Metazoa; Rotifera; Eurotatoria; Philodinida; Philodinidae. The record is from the annotation of a GenBank genome assembly.